Messenger RNA from Myzus persicae (green peach aphid), 675 nucleotides. RefSeq lists its product as uncharacterized. The transcript is spliced from 2 exons. Bases 1 to 675 code for a protein of 224 amino acids. NCBI's taxonomy places the organism in Eukaryota, Metazoa, Arthropoda, Insecta, Hemiptera, Aphididae. The record is from RefSeq and is a predicted model, not a curated record.
AUGACUUUAACUACUGGUUUAGCAAUAAAAGAUGCUAUAUUACUGAAACUUAAAGAAGUUGGUCUUAGUUCAGAUAACCUUAAGGGACAAGGGUAUGGUGGGGGAGCAAACAUGUCUGGUAAACAUAUUGGUGCCCAAAGUCUAAUUUUAAAUGAGCAACCUCUAGCAUUCUAUACUUAUUGUUUUAGCCACUCGUUCAACCUUUGUUUAUCGAAGGCCUGUAAUGUUUUUUCAAUCAAAAAUAUGAUCGGAAUUCUGUCAACUAUUGCUGCUUCUUUUCUGCUUCAUCUAAGAAAGACGAGAGCUGAUGAAUUGAAAUCUGUUAUUUUAGCUGAUAACGACAUAUUUUUCUACAAAACAAACAACAAGAUCAUUUUAUCCGACGUUAUGGUUAUUCAUGGUACAUUAAAAAAACUUCGAAAAGUUGCAAAUGAACAUUUCAAACAAAUGUUUAAGGAUGUUUCAGAUGUAGCAAAUUUAGUAAAAUAUGUUGAAGUAUGCAUGCCUCGGAUAUGUGGCAGGCAAAUACACAGAGUAAAUAUAAACUCAAAAGAUUCAGAGACAUACUUCAAAAUAUCGAUUUUUCUUCCUUUUAUUGAUUUCAUUAUUCAAGACUUGGAUAUACGAUUUGGCGGAUUUAAUCAACUGCUAAGUUAUAUAAUGCCUUUACAGUGA